Messenger RNA from Zymoseptoria tritici IPO323, 2154 nucleotides. It is a transcript of the gene MgSte12, whose product is annotated as transcription factor, STE-like protein. Gene Ontology annotation, biological process: sexual reproduction; regulation of DNA-templated transcription. Gene Ontology annotation, cellular component: nucleus; Ste12p-Dig1p-Dig2p complex; Tec1p-Ste12p-Dig1p complex. Lineage: Eukaryota; Fungi; Ascomycota; Dothideomycetes; Mycosphaerellales; Mycosphaerellaceae. The record is from RefSeq and is a predicted model, not a curated record. Gene Ontology annotation, molecular function: DNA-binding transcription factor activity. Bases 1 to 2154 code for a protein of 717 amino acids. The transcript has 3 exons.
AUGCCACCACCGCAGCCACGAUCCGUGCAGCCCGAAACAUUCCUCCUGGACCAGGAUGCACAGCAGAGCUUGCCUCAAGAUUCAGUGGUCGCGCUGCAGCAGGUGGACAAUCUGAAAUACUUUCUCAUAUCUGCUCCUGUGGACUGGAGACAAGACUCGUACUGCAGGAGAUUUCUCUUGCCAACCGGCGAAUACGUGUCUUGCGUGUUAUGGAACAAUCUCUUCCACAUCUCCGGGACCGACAUUGUCCGAUGCUUGUCGUUCCGUUUCCAGGCUUUCGGCCGACCCGUCAAGAACUCGAAAAAGUUUGAGGAGGGUAUCUUCUCCGACCUGCGAAACCUGAAAUCUGGCACCGAUGCCUCGUUGGAAGAGCCCAAGAGCCCGUUCCUGGACUUCCUCUACAAGAACAACUGCAUUCGCACGCAAAAGAAGCAGAAAGUGUUCUACUGGUACAGCGUUCCCCAUGACCGCCUUUUCCUGGACGCCCUUGAGCGCGAUCUCAAGCGAGAAAAGAUGGGACAGGAAGCCACCACUGUCGCCGUCAGCGAACCCGCGCUGUCCUUCGAAUUCGACUCCUCUCAGUCGCUCUUUGAGCAGCUCACCAAGGCGCAACAGAACAACCAAUCGACUUUCAACGGCCAGCCACCAUCCAUGCCUCAAUCACACUCCACAUCGCCAGUCCUCCGCGCCGUUGAUUCGAUGCCACCACCCACCAUGAUCCCACAGCAGAUGCCAGCCACCUCGAUGCCACAGCAGAUGAACCAGCACAGUAUGCCACCACCACAGCACAGUAUGCAAGCCAUGCACGACGACUCGAUGAAUCACGUCUCAACCUACUCCCAGAUGGCGAUGCCGCCAAUGCCCUCUCAGAUCCAGAAGACCCGUGAGCAGUCACUCGGACCAGUUUUCGACCGAAAUGGAAUUCCACUCGCGCAGGCAGGGAACCGACACAGCUCAAUGCCUGCUUAUAUGGAGUACUCACCUGCACCGUCAUUCGUGUCGUCGCACUUUGAGGACUACAGCCAGCGCGGGUUGUCCUUUGAGCCUUUGACACCACCUCAGGGCACCGUUGGCAUGCCAUCAGAGGCUACUUACAUCGCCAAUGAGGAUACCGGAUUGUACGCCGCGAUGCCAGACCCUGGCAUGCAACAAUCUUUCAACCCGUUGAUGUCGAUGCAAUCAAACCUGCAGAAUGGCCAGUACCAGAACAUGCAACGAUCGUAUCAACAACCUCAACCCGUUUACUCCGUUCUCGAAGGCUCACCAACCUACAAACAGCGUCGACGACGAUCAUCCUUGACUGGAGCCAACGGCAUUCCCGUCAGCUCGGCCGGUGGGAUGCAACUGAACACACACGCGGUUCACAAACCAAGUGAUCUUCGCCGAUCCGUGUCAGCAUCUGUCGGUCCCGACGGUCAAGAACUGUCGUACAACGACUCUCCCGCCAGUCUUCACACCAACCAGCAACAUCAAGGUCAGCUCAUGGGCGAGCACAAGGAACUCGCAGACCUCUCCCGUCACAGCACACCACAACACGCCGUUGAAGGCGCCAUGGAUGACUCCCGCGCCCACCAACAGACAAUGAUGAACAACGUCCAAACCGAAGACUUUGCCCAAUACAACAACCCCAAUUCCGGCCACGACUAUCGCCAACCUCACCAACUUCACCCCAACGCCAUCCGCACAAACGGCGUAUUUCGCCGCGCUCGCAGCGCCACCGUCAGCGAUUCACCAUAUGCCCAAAAAGCCCACUCCUGUCCGAUCCCCAUGUGCGGCCGUCUGUUCAAGCGCCUAGAGCACCUGAAGCGCCACGUUCGCACGCACACCCAGGAACGACCAUACAUUUGCACACUAUGCAACAAGGCCUUCUCCCGCUCGGACAACCUGGCUCAACAUCGUCGCACGCACGAGACGAGCGCUGAUGGCUCCGCACCAAGCGAGGAGGAGAUGGAGGAGGAAAGGGACGCGAUGCAGGAGGAUACUAAUGGUAACAACGGCGACCUGGACGACUCGGCGUACCAGGUCAUAGCGGGUAUGUCGACUGGUGUUGACAUGCCGGGUUUGCCGACGCACGUCGAUAUGAGGAGUCUGAGUGGACACGACGGUAUGGGCAUCGCGCCGCAGAUGGUCACAACGGGAGACUACCACCACUGA